Stegostoma tigrinum is the source of this 1301-nucleotide messenger RNA. RefSeq names its product leukotriene B4 receptor 1-like. Gene Ontology annotation, cellular component: plasma membrane. The record is from RefSeq and is a predicted model, not a curated record. The transcript has a single exon. Lineage: Eukaryota; Metazoa; Chordata; Chondrichthyes; Orectolobiformes; Stegostomatidae. Gene Ontology annotation, molecular function: G protein-coupled receptor activity; complement receptor activity. Gene Ontology annotation, biological process: positive regulation of cytosolic calcium ion concentration; phospholipase C-activating G protein-coupled receptor signaling pathway; complement receptor mediated signaling pathway. The coding region runs from base 61 to 1026 and encodes 321 amino acids.
UUUAGGAACUGAAUUCAUACAAAAUACCCUGAAGUGUUGGCUGGGCUCAUAACAAUUAGGAUGGACUCAAACAAUACAACAGGAGCAGCUCUUAAAUCAGCAGCCAGCACCAUCCUUGCAUUGACAUUUAUUGUUGGGAUUCCAGGGAAUUCACUCGUCAUCUGGGUCAUCUUGCAUAAGAUGAGAGAACGCUCAUCCAGCGUUAUCCUGAUCCUGAACCUGGCGCUUGCUGAUCUGGUUGUGUUGAUGACUUUGCCGCUGUGGAUUUAUUCCAUUUGUAACAGUUGGGUUUUUGGAGAAAUCUCUUGCAAAAUCCUGGGCUAUCUCAUUUACUGCAACUUGUACGGCAGUGUGCUCUUUAUUAUGCUGAUGAGUAUAAACCGCUUCCUGGCUGUUAUGUAUCCAUUUGCUUCACAGAGAUGGCAGAGGACUGGGCGUGUUUGCAAAGUGGUCCUUAUUGUUUGGUCCUUUGCGUUUUUGCUUUCAUGUCCCAACUUAUUAACCAGGAAAGUGGACAUCAUCGAUGGCCAGGCUGGAUGUUUCGGUGGUCAGUAUGAUUCCAAGGACCAGCAAAUAUUGUGCCUUGUGUUGGAAACUCUGUUUGGAUUUGUAAUACCUUUUACAGUUCUCGCAACCUGUUAUGGAUUGGUUGCAAAAAGGGUGGGUAAGAUGACUUUUAAGAGCAAAAACAGAUCCGAAACGUUAAUUAUCAGCAUUAUUGCAGCAUUUCUAAUCUGUUGGUUUCCGUACCAUGUGUUCAACGUGAUUGAAUUGGCUUCCGUGAUGCUGGACACGGACGCAUUGGAAAGCGUUUCUCAGGUGGGAUCUUAUAUCACAGCAACUUUAGCUUUCAUCAGCAGCAGUGUUAACCCUCUACUUUACGCCUUUGCUGCACGGAAUUUGCGGAAUGGGUUUCGCUCGUCAGUGAUGGCCAAGUUAUUUGAACAAGUAGCUCAGUACACGAACGAUGAAAGUAAACUAGAACGCGAAAAUGCAACAAACAUGCAAACUAUAGAAGAACUGUAAAUACCUGAAACAUUAUUAAUGAUGUCACUGUUAGAGAAGUAUUUUGUGUCUGGUUUACUAAUGCAAUAGAAAUAGUAGAUCACUUGCUUUGCAACAUAAUGGAUGCCAUUUUUGCACACUAUAGAAAUUCGCGUUGCAUGAACUGCCGUGUCUUAGAAUCAUUUGUCCAUCGAAUUUUUUACUGCCAGGUUUGUGCAAAUUGAUUUCGUGUGUUUCAAUUACAUUUAACACUGAAUUACAAAGAUGUUCAAUUCAAGCAAUUAUUAAAAUAUGAC